Molecule: messenger RNA, 4875 nt
Organism: Lachancea nothofagi CBS 11611
Lineage: Eukaryota; Fungi; Ascomycota; Saccharomycetes; Saccharomycetales; Saccharomycetaceae
Source: the annotation of a GenBank genome assembly
AUGGACUUCUCAAUACCGCCAGGGUUGCCUGUGAAGGAAGUCACAAAACUCCAAGAGCUCACACAGGAAUACCAUGAUGGAGAUGUCACCAUGAAAGGCUACAACAGGAAGAGACAGGAAAUAUUAGAGAGAGGCGGACUGUCUGGAACUCCUAUCGGGUCACCAACCUCUAAUGUAAAGCGCUAUCCAGGCCAUGCCAGAAACCAUAGUUUGGCCUCCACUGUACGAUCACGGCGAUCGCAAACAACACCCCAAAAAGACAACUACACCGUUGAUACCUCGUCCUUGCUGAGUUCGCGACAAAACUCACUUUCCAUGUACAAAGUCACUACCCGAAACUCAAGCUCGUUAAACAGCAAAGCUAGCCCUAUCAAGUCGCUCGGGGAAAGCGGUGCGGCCGAACCUACCUCCCCCAUUUACAAGCCGAUGGUCCCUCUGUUGCCACGAACCGAGAGCGCACCUAUGUCGGAUUCAUUGCCUUACAUUCUCAGGGCCCGCUCGCAGCUAUAUGAACGGGAAGCUGCAUUCAUCAGUAUCAAUUACAAGAACAAAGAAAAUGCAAUUACUUGGGACAAACUUUAUCUUCGAGCAGAGCGCGUGGCAUAUGAGCUCACAAAGCAUAAACUGUACAAAAUGGCUAAAGUUCUUCUCUGGUUCAACAAGGAUGAUCUCGUUGAGUUUACGGUCUCGCUUCUUGGUUGUUUUAUUGCUGGCAUGGUUGCUGUUCCAGUAUCACUUCAAACCUACUCUCUUAGUGAGAUUACUCAAAUUGUUGGCCUUACUAGCGCGACUUUGUCUCUCAUAUCGGAGGACUGUCUCAAGCAAAUUGAUCAUUUAGAAUACGGUGACAACUCCAAGAUCAAACUCACUAAAAAUGGAUUUCUCUCUCAAAUGACUUUCGUUAUGACCGAGGACUUGGGAAUUUACUCGAAGGCCAAAAAAAAUAAACCAACAUUUGAUAUACCUAAUGUGUCAUACAUUGAAUUUACAAGAACUCCACUGGGCCGUCUCUCUGGUGUUGUCAUUAAGCACAAAAUUUUAACCAAGCAACUAGAGACGAUGGCCAGCAUAUUGAAUUCAAGAAGACAACCGCAUUGGACCACAGGGGACGUUAAAAGGUCAUAUAAAAAUAGAAGGACCAACUCGCGGUAUACAGUACUGAGUAGUUUGGACCCUACGCGAUCCACGGGGCUAAUCUUUGGUGUUCUCUUCAACAUCUUUACUGGCAAUCUUUUGUUGACCGUUGAUGAUCGCCUUCUUCAACAGGCAGGGCUUUAUGAAAACAUUAUCAAUAAACAUCGAGUCAAUAUUUUACUCAAUGACCAAUUGCAGCUAAAACAAGUUGUCAUUAACUACUUGGACAAUCCGGCAAUGGUGACCUCGAAAAAGAACAAGAUAGACAUGUGCUGUGUCAAAUGGUGUCUCACAUCUUGUACAAAUAUAGACACGGAGGUUACCGAUAUGAUUGUUCACAAGUGGCUCAAAAAUUUAGGCUGUCUAGAUGCAUCCCAAUGCUACUCCCCCAUGCUUACGCUAUUAGAUUUUGGCGGUGUUUUCAUUUCUUUGAGGGAUCAGCUUGGUCAUUUGGAAAACUUCCCUAUUCAUGACCCUAAGCUGCGUUUACAAGAUGAGCUAUUCAUUGAUAAAGAACAAUUGAAGGAAAAUGUUGUGAAGCCUAGUAUCACUGCGAUGAUUAAUUCUUCUAGCUCCACAAAAGACUACCUAAGAUUGUCCUGUUUUGGGUUUCCCAUACCUGAUGCCACGGUUUGUAUCGUGAACCCAGACGAUAGCACACUGGUCCCUGACCUAACAAUUGGAGAGCUGUGGAUUUCAUCACCCAGUAUAACAGAUGAAUUUUACCAAAUGGACAAAAUAAAUGAGUUUGUGUUUAACGCGCGUUUGAACUUCAAAAAAAUGACAGAUAUAUUAAAAUGGACUGUCUCGAGCACACAAGCAAUUAAAGAAUCCUUUGAUCGGCUUGAUAUGAUUAUGGAAAUCUGCUCACCGGGAGAAACAUUCAUCAGGACCAAGCUGAUGGGUUUUGUGCAUAACGGGAAAAUAUAUGUUCUGUCUUUGAUUGAGGAUAUGUUUUUGCAAAACAAGCUUAUAAGACUACCAAACUGGUCACAUACAUCAGAUGUGACAAGAGCGAAAGCCCUCGAUAAGGCACGAAAUACAGAAUCUGCUCCAAAAAAAGAAGUGACUGAAAAGAUAGAAUCACUCAAGUCAAAAAGAAUUGUCCAAACCUAUUAUUUGCAACAUGUAACAGAAAAUGUCGUUAGAAUGGUCGACAAAGCUUUGGAAGUAUCAGUAUUUGAACUUCCACAAAACAAGGAAGAACAUUUUCUGAUAAUGGCAAUUGAAAGUCCCUUGGCUAGUAACCCUUCAGCAGCAUUAGUACAGUCCAAUCUGUCAAUGGCGACGCAACAAAAGCAGCAAUUAGAAAAAAAGAUGACUGCGGUCGUAGAGCAGAUAUACAAAAUUUUGUGGAUUUUUCAUAGAAUUCAGCCCUUAUGCAUUCUUUUGGUAGCGCCAGGAUCGCUACCUAGAAGGUAUUGCUCACUCGAGAUUGCAAAUAGCACUGUUGAAAAGAGGUUUUUGAGUGGACUUUUGAACUCGAAGUUCGUGAAAUUUCAGGUUGACAAUGUUAUCCUUGACUUUAUACCACAUUCAAGCUUUGUGAAUGAAAGCAUUUUCUCUGAACAUUUAUCGACAUUGCGUCACGACGCUAUAGCACAGGAUGUGAUGGAUCUAACUGGGAGUGCUCCAGGGGAUACUUGGCAAACGUCUGGUAUUGAUUACCGUGAAAAGUCGUUGGAUUAUAGAACAAAUACCGAUCUAACUCCAUUUCCUAAUAUUCUAGAAAUACUAGAAUGGAGGUCAAGAAAGCACGGUGAUGAGCAUGCUUUUAGCGACGGAGUUUCCAGCGCAUCAUCCUCAGCAGCGAACUCGAAUAGCUUCCACAGCAAGGUUUCUUGGAAAAGCUUCUUAUCUAUUAUUGGGUGUUUUGUGAAAAAGAUUGUGCAAUCUAAAACACCAUUAAAAACCGGUGACCAUGUUAUUGUUUUAUGUGACAAUUCCGUGGAAUAUGUGGCCAUGGUCUUGGCCUGCUUCUAUUGCAACUUAGUUGUUAUCCCAAUCGCAACUUUAAAUGACUCUCAUCCUGUAGAGGAAGUUGACUUUCUGCUAAGUGUAGUGCUCAACUACAAAGUCAGGCGAAUAUUCGUUGACUCCAAAAUGCAGGCCAUCUUGGACGACGGAACAGAUAUAAGCAGGGCUCUUAAACGAUACAAGCAUCUGAUUCCAAAAAUUACAACGUUUUCGAAAAUAAAGAAAAAGGCCGAUGUGUCUUUUAGCAGUUUGAAGGCUUUACUGAAAGAAAAGCACGGAACUAACUCCGUAACGUCGCAAGGUUGUGUUGUCUGGAUAGAUCGCGAACGUGAUAACCAAAAGGAAAUCAACGUAGUUAUGACGCACAAAAUUUUGCUAAAUAUGUGCAAAAUCAUAAAAGAGACACUACAAUUGACCAGCGAUAGCCCUUUGAUUUCAACUUAUAUGCAUACAGCUGGUCUCGGCUUUAUUCAAAGUUGUUUGCUGGGAAUAUACGUCGGUACAACUACUUCCUUUUUUAAUUUCGAUGACAUUUUGAGCGAUGCAACAAGUUUUUUGAUUGCGCUUCAAAAUUUGAAUGUUAAGGACCUAAUACUAAGUCCUGAGAUGUUGUACGCAGUUUUGGACCAAGCUAAUUCCAUAGUUCAAAAAGGGAAAAGUAUGCCCUCCGGUAGAAAAGAUUCAAAAUCUGCUAAACCUGUUGUGAGACCAGAUUUUCUGCGAAAAGUGAUGAAUAUCAUGAUACCUUCAAAGGGCAGGCCGCGCACCAUGGCAAUUCAAAAUACUUUGAAAAAAUAUCCUUCCAUCAUGAUCAGCCCCGCCCAGUUGAAUUAUGUUUACCAGCAUAUUUUCAACCCUCUAAUAUCCCUGAGGUCUUACUUGGGGAUUCCACCAGUCGACAUAUAUUUGGACCCUGUGUCAUUGAGAGAAGGGAUGGUAAGGGAAGUAGAUCCUAAUACUCUGCCUAUUGCGGAGCUGGAUCAAUACUUACACUUGCAAGAUUCCGGAAUAGUUCCAGUAUGCACGGACUUGUCCAUAGUUAAUCCAGAAACGCUUCAGCCAUGUUACGAAAACGAAAUAGGCGAGCUUUGGUGUUGCUCUGAGGCUAACGUCUACGACUACAACAUUAGCCAAAUCAUGCCUGCUGCGCAGCGAAUGGGAGUAGCAAAAAACAAAAGUAGCAGAGGCAGCUUGACCAAGCUGCCCUUCAUCUCGGCCCAAUUCAAGUCCAAGCUUGGUGGUGAAGCCGACAAUGGGCUAUCAUAUCUCAGAACUGGGGACUUGGGAUUCAUCAAAAACAUUAGAUGUACUGACUCUAGAGAUAGCGUGUUGAGUUUGUCGGUAUUAUAUGUUUUGGGCAGUAUCAAUGAAACCAUCGAGGUAUUGGGCUUGACGCAUUUCGUCACAGAUCUCGAAACCACUGUUAAAAAUGCCCACGCGUGCGUCUAUAACUGUCUAGUGGCCAAAGUAGGAGGUUUGGUGAGCUGCGUGGUGGAGUGCCGUGGCAAUAAGACUUACGAAUACUCGAAUUUGACUCCACUAAUUGUGGCCGCGCUGCUGGAAAGAAACGGGGUUGUGCUUGAUCUCUGUUGCUUCAUCAAGCCCCGGUCUAUAAAUUACGCGAUCAAGAAUUGGCAGAACAACCGCAUGACGAUCCUGUCAGACUGGGUAAAGGGUAAACUAAAGAUCGAAACACAAUUCGGAAUCAAUUAUGGCGAAAACAAUGCCAUUUACCUUCUGUCAGAUUUUGACAAUAGGCUGUGA